AUGCAAUAUGCCCUUACAGUUAUUUUUCAAUCAAUACUCUUUGUCCAAUGUCAGGUCGGAGAAGCGGCCUUCGUCAUUUCCCAGGAGCAUGAGGUCAGCAAAAGUAUUUCAAUCAAUAUGACAUUAUUUCCUUCAAUAAAAUGGAUCAUUCAUAAGUCAUUCUAUCUGUACCUCACCUAUUUUGUAAUGUCCCAACAGACACUGCCAUGUUUUCAGGCAGCUGAUAGCUACAAUUAUUCUCAUUCUCUACCAAAAGUCCAGUUUGCAAGGUUUUCAAAGUACACUCCUCAAUCUAUUUCUUAUUCCUCUACUCAAAUGUAUCAACAAAAAGAAUAUUCUGAUCAUAUAACCGAGAUGACAAAUGUGCACAAAUCAAGAAAACGAAAGUUGAUGGUAACAGAGGACCAAUGGGGUUCACAAAUCACUAUUCCAAAAGUGAUACAGAACAGACCGCUGAUUGAAAAGUGGUUUGUUCAGAAAAGAUUCAAGAUGGUUAAAGUUCGGAAUAUCCAACGCCCUCAGUUGUCCUAUCAACUUCUAAGUGCAUUGACAUGUCUUAAUUCUCCAGAUGGAAUGAUAUCUACAACAGAAAUUUAUUCGUUCAUUUUACAUCACUGGCGUUAUUAUCGCUACGCAAAUGAAAAUUGGAAAAACUCGGUCCGUCAUGUACUUUGCAAAUGUCAAUUAUUUGAUGUUCUACAAGUUGAAGGUUUAUCGCGGAAGGGGAACGUUUAUAAACUGAAAAGGCCCGACAAUGUUGAGAAGGAAAUGAUCGAUGUUAAAACUCUGGGUUGUAUGCAAAAAGAUUCGCGUGGAAUUGAUUUCUACAUCAAAAUGCUCGCUGGCCAAAUCGGUCUUCCUCGUCAUCUCUUCUACAGUAUUGUCGGAAAUGAAAUGCCAGAAUACGCGGGACCAGAGAAUUCAGCCAUCUUCUAUCAUCUGCUUUCGAUGCGGAAAAUCAUUCCAAAACUCGAGACACGAUAUUUCCUGGAGCAUUGGCAAAUGGAGCACAAGGCAACGGAGCCAAUGUUUUUCGAAGAGUUUGUACCAUAUUCUACAUCAUUGGUGUCUUGUGUUGAGAACAUUAGCUCAUAUGGUGAAGGUGUUGGUCCGGGAAAUGAUGAGCUAUAUGAUUUGAGUGAUAGGCAAAUUAUUUGUUUCCAUAAGAAUAUCCGUGCUUAUCAUUCACUUCAAAAAAGAUGCCAUAAAAUGAAUUAUUCAAAUUGGAUGACUCCAUCACUGAUUUAUGUCCAAGAAGCUGUGAUGGACAAAGAAAUUGUUGAAGAUGAUAUCAGAAACGGCACAAUCGAGUGUGAAGGUGUUGCCAGAAAAGAAGAAGCCAAGAAGAAUUUCCAGGAUCCAGCUCUGAUUUCGAUCUAUAAUUAAAAUUCGAAAUCGUCAUUAAUAACUCUAAUAAAGUGAUUUCAAUAAAAGAAAGUUUUAUAUUA
This is a messenger RNA of Caenorhabditis elegans, 1448 nucleotides long. RefSeq names its product Putative forkhead-related transcription factor fkh-5 (gene fkh-5). Gene Ontology annotation, cellular component: nucleus. Bases 1 to 1386 code for a protein of 461 amino acids. The record is from RefSeq and is marked reviewed. NCBI's taxonomy places the organism in Eukaryota, Metazoa, Nematoda, Chromadorea, Rhabditida, Rhabditidae. The transcript has 3 exons. Gene Ontology annotation, biological process: regulation of DNA-templated transcription. Gene Ontology annotation, molecular function: DNA-binding transcription factor activity; sequence-specific DNA binding.